Messenger RNA from Metschnikowia bicuspidata var. bicuspidata NRRL YB-4993, 4611 nucleotides. It is a transcript of the gene IML1, whose product is annotated as Iml1p. Gene Ontology annotation, cellular component: GATOR1 complex. Bases 1 to 4611 code for a protein of 1536 amino acids. The record is from RefSeq and is a predicted model, not a curated record. Gene Ontology annotation, molecular function: GTPase activator activity. The transcript has 2 exons. Gene Ontology annotation, biological process: intracellular signal transduction; negative regulation of TORC1 signaling; positive regulation of autophagy. Lineage: Eukaryota; Fungi; Ascomycota; Pichiomycetes; Serinales; Metschnikowiaceae.
AUGCAGCACGCCCGCCACAGAAGCGCCGCGCCCACCGCAAAUGACACCGACCUCUCGCAGUAUCUACGGCACGGCCCCCCCGGCACCGAGCACUUGCGCCAGGCCUCUUUGCACCGCACAGGCCGCUCGGCCGGCCACAUGAACACCGCCGGCUCGACGUUGAUCGUCGGCAAAACGCGGCCGCCCGCCGGGGCCGGCACCAGCGCCGCCGCCCGCGUCUUUUCCGAGCCGCUGGCGCAUCUCCCGACGCCGGGCUUGAGCCAUUCCAGAAGCGUGGGCGACACGUCCGCACGGGCCUCCCAGAGAGGGCCGCCUGUAGCCACCCCGGCGGCCGGGCGCGCCCACGAUGAACCCGCCCACCUGCCCGAAUCCGCCCCCUUGACCGAGCCCGCCCAGUUGACCGUGUGGUUCCACGAGCCGGCGUCGUAUGCGCAGGACGUGAUGGUGGACCCGGCCGCGUUCCCCGGCGUCGUGGUGGGCGGGCUCUACGAGCUCCAGCCCGUGCGCAGGGACGGCGGAAGUGGGCAGAAACUCGUGUUUGUGGUGCGUCCGGACAGCGUGGUGACGCGGCCGCCGGGCGGCGCGCUGGGCGCCAGCAAAGCCAAGCCCGGGUUCCAGAUCUCGUUAGCCGCGGGGCUCCAGAAACUCUUGGACGUACCGCCGCGGGCCGCGGUGCAGGUGCGGGCCGUGGCGGCCGCCGGCGCCGUGCAGCUCGACAGCGUGGAGAUCCACAUCCGCGACGUCAACUUGUCGCGCGACUCGCAGUGGAGCCUCCUGUCGGAAAUGGUGGGCACGUGCUGCCACGUGGACCAGCGCGUCAGCUUCAUGGGCAGCCGCAUCGGGGCCGUGCGCGGCGUGUUCAAGGACGGGCGCAAGCGCUUCAGCGGGUACGUCGGCAGCGACACCAGCAUCGUGUUCCGCUCCGAGAGCGCCAAGCUCGUGUUCUUGGUGCAGCUCUCGCGCGAGAUGUGGCACUUCGAGGAGAACGGCGAGAUCAUGUUCCACAAGCUCGUCAACACGCUCUUCCCCAUGAUCUUCCACAAGUGGCGCGCCACCAACGCGCACCACGCCAUCACCAUCGUGCUCUUCACCACCGUGGACUCCACGCGUGCGCCGUGGACCUCGCUAGGCGCUGGCGAGCGCCCGGCCCGCUGCCAGGACUACUACCGCGUGGUGGUGGACCAGGUCAGCGUGUUCAUGUGGGACAAGAUCAUGGCCAACUUGCGCCUCGAGUUCGCCAACUUCAAGCGCGACAUCUUGCUCCGCUUGGACGCUGCGGAAUACAAGAUCCGGGGCGAGCCGUGCCCGGCGGUCAAGGGCAACUUGCUCGAGGCCAUCAACCUCAGCUUGGCGCUAGUGAGUGACCGCUACCGCAACACGGACUUGCGCCACACCAUCAACCACUUGGUGAUGGUCACCCCGGGCACGGGGCUCUUCGACGUGGACCACGAGCUCAUGCUCGACACCUCCAAGAAGAUGUUCAGCCUCGACUGCGCUUUGGACAUCGUGUGCUUGAGCCAGCCGCCUCUCCACACCGUGCCCUUGUUCCGCUACCGCUCCGACAGGGGCGACGUGUGCCACUGCGUCCCCAAGUGGUGCGACAUGUCCUUCUACGGCGCGGCCGCCCAGACAUCGUCCCAGUGGAUCCCGCGCUGCAAGAUCUACGAGUUGCAGAUGAUGGGCCUCAUGGAGAACGAGGUCAAGGACGUGCUGCUCGACCGCAUCCACUUCAGCGACAAUGUCCCUGUCGUCGAGUCCAUGAACGACUACGACGACACCGUGUUCAGCCCCGUCAACAAAAAACCCUUGAUCGUCAAGCACCGCUUCCUGAAGCGAAAGGACAGGGGCCUCCCGCUGCAGAAAAUCUCUGCCACGCUCUCGCUCAUGCGGAAAGCGGACGACAGCAUGGCUUCUGCGCAGCGCGCAGCCACCAACGUCUCAACCACAAACUCCUCGGUCAACGGCUUGGUCACCCACAUUUCCAUGGCCAACUCUGCGUUGUCGACAUUGUACACCUUGAACAAGACGGGCGAAGAUGUGGGAAGCAAGUCGAGGAGAGCCGCCAGCCCUGCCACCACCACUUCUGCCGUCAAGACGGCUCGCAGUCUGAGCAGCUUGAGUGAAACUUCAAACCAAGGGGCCAAGGUCCUGAGGGUCACGGCCGACGCGAAUUUGCGAAAUGAAAUCUCCAAGUCUUCUAGAGCUAAUCAGCAAACGCGAAAACGCGAGCUCAACAAGAGCCUCUCCUCCACUGAAAAACGGAAAUCCGCCUUUGACAUCGAGGUUUCAGAAAGAGAAGAAAAUAACCCUUACUGGAUGUCGGUUGACAACCCCUCGGAACCUCAGCCGGAAGUAGCGGCGCAGUGCAGUCGCUGGGCCGAUGUGUUCCCUCCAAAGAUCAAGAGAAGAAUGUUCAAGUGGCGCUCGUUCAAGGCCCCAGCAGCCUUGCCAAUAGGCACCACCUUAUUUCCCACCAGCUCUCAAAUGGAGACCGAGUAUACGUUUCAAAUCUAUGUCGUGACUCUUAACUGGGAAAACCGGCUUGAGCUCAAGACGAUGAAGGAUCUCAUGCGAGAGAUGAUCCGCCUUAGACUUGCCCUCGGCUUCCAGAUCUGCUAUGGUGAUAAGGUGAAGAGAUUCGAAGCCGAACGGAAGUCCGGAGGGUACCCUGAAGGUAUCAUAAAAUAUUUUCCAUCAGGAGAUUGCGCUGGUGCUCGCAUAUACCUAUCGUUGAAUGAGGAAAUCCACAGGAUUUUUCUCGACUACAAUGGAUCUUUGAACGUGCAGCUUUACAAAAGAGUGAAAAGCGAGGAGAAAAUGAGAAUUCUGCUAGGAUCACAUCUCUCAAAAAGCAAGCAUAAGCCUUUGAUCAGAACAAGAUAUGCUGAUGAGUACACUCCAUCCAAGGUCACAGAGCGUGACUCAAUUUUCCAGUACUUUAAUUGGAAUCAAAUGGAUCAGCUCAUUGCCGGAUACGAGGAUGCAGUCCCUGAAACAAAUCGACACUUCCGCCAAAUGAAAUUUGUCGUAAUUCCCGGUCCUAUUUCAGCUAACGCCUAUCAAAUAACGAACGAGAAAUUAUCUGAAGAGGAAAUACGUCUCGAAGGAUUGAGAAAAUUGAUUGCGCUUAUCGAAAGAGGCAGAUAUAGGAAGAAUGAGGACACUACCAAAAGCAAGGAAGAGUUUUUUCCAGAAAUUCACUUCUACACUGGUAAUCUACACGACUUUUUGAAUGAACAGGCCGAGUACUAUAAUUUAAGCGGAACAAAGCCAUCGAACUCUCUUAUGAUCACAGAUGGGCUGCGGUUCAAUACGAACAUCAAGCUUUCCCAGUUAGCACAAGAAUUGCAAACUGAAGGAGGUUUGAAAUUGGUCGAUAGAACUUGGCACUUCAAGUUGCACCCCCAUUGUUUUCUUGGAUGUGAUCUUGUGACUUGGAUUAUAAACCUGUUUGAUAAUAUUGACAGCCGAGAGGCCGCAACUGAUUACGGUCAAAGUUUGAUGGACAAAAACUUAUUCUGCCAUGUUGAGAAUAGACAUGGCUUCUUAGAUGGUCAUUACUUUUACGAGUUUCAUGACGAGUUUGUGGAUCAGACGUAUAAAGCGAGAGCCGCGAAGAAAAGUUGGUUCCUGAAAAAGCAGCCUCACGCAACAGAAGAGGCAAAGGAACUCAAGGAAUCUCCAAUUUCGACGGCACCACAAACACCUUUAUCGAUGGCCCCCAACACCCCCUCUCUUACGCGAGCUAAUUCAGUGACAAGUACGGGGGACAGCCAAGCUGAGUUGAAAAAAACUGUCUCGCACUAUCACCUACCAGAAAGUGAAGCAUCUUCCUUAACUGAGUCUCAAACAGUAAGAAGACGCAAGAAAUUUAUGAUCAGCAAACAUGUGAAGUAUAACUGCGAUCCUUCUGGAAAGUCCUUCAGGCCCGAGUUGCUUGAUGUGCACUAUGAUAGUGUACAUAAUCCGGAACACUGUUAUCAUAUCCGACUUCAGUGGCUCAGUACAACUACCAAGUUUAUUGAUGAGACAGUCAUAAACUGGUCACGCUUUUGUGAGAGGUACGGACUCAAGCUUGUCGAAACUCCUUGGAGAGAGGUUUGUACAAUACCGGAAAUUAACCCUUUCCAUUCCUUUGUUGACCUCAAAUUAGCAGUAAACCCGUUGCAGGAUACUGAGUUCAAGGACUUAGAAAUCCUCAAAACAAACAGGUUUUACUUCCACCUUCAUUUCUUAAAGGUUGCGGAUUUCCUUCUCGACAACCGCGGCACGUCCUUCUUCCUGAAAGAUCCAAUUGAGAUCUCUUACAGCUGGGGAAAACCUACAUUUAAGUACGCACAAUUCAUCCACAAAAGUGGAGCGUACAUCGUUGAGCUAAGAGAUAACGGCGAGUUUUCCAUGGCACCAAACAACGUGCACAUACUUCGGAUGAACACCUUUGUAAAUCCAGGCACCGAACAAAGUGGGAAAAACAGUAUUCUUGAUUCGCAGAGAGUCUUGCUAAAGUUUAGAGAAUGUUGCAGAGACGAAAGCUUCUUGAGACAGGUUUUCCGCGAUGCAUCAAAGUUCUUGCAGGAAGACUACGACGCAGCGUAUGUUGUUGGGAUGUAA